Messenger RNA from Paramisgurnus dabryanus, 2054 nucleotides. The record is from RefSeq and is a predicted model, not a curated record. Lineage: Eukaryota; Metazoa; Chordata; Actinopteri; Cypriniformes; Cobitidae.
AUGAGGACACACAAUGCUGAAAAGCCUUUCUACUGCACUGAAUGUGGCUAUUACUUUAGCAGCAAACAAAGUCUUGAUGUUCAUCAGAGAAUUCACACAGGAGAAAAACCAUACGAGUGUCCUCACUGUGAGAAGAGAUUCAGCCAACAAUAUAAUAUGAGGAAACAUGUGUUUACACACACCAAUGACAGUCCAUAUCAGUGCGAUGAAUGUGGAAAAAACUUUAGGGAUUCAAGUCAAUUAAAAUCACACCAAACACUACACACUAAAGAGAAACUCUUUCAAUGUUUACACUGUGAUAAACGUUUCAGUCGUAAAACUACUCUUACAGCCCAUCAGAUACUUCACACUGGAGAGAAACCUCAUUACUGUCAUGUCUGUGAGAAGAGUUUCAGUCUACGUGAACAUUUAAUAAAACACCAGAGAACUCAUACAGGUGAAAGACCUUACAAAUGCUCUCAGUGUGAGAAGACGUUUGUUUACUCAUUUUCCUUAAAAGCCCAUCAGAGACUUCAUACUGGAGAGAAACUUUACAAAUGCUCUCAGUGUGAGAAGACGUUUGCUCAUUCAUCUCACUUUAAAGCCCAUCAGCAACUUCACACUGGAGAUAACCCUCAUCACUGUAGUGUCUGUGGGAAGAGUUUUGAUCAUAGAAGCAGUUUAGUGAGACACCAGAGAAUUCAUACAGGUGAAAAACCUUUCAAAUGCUCUCAUUGUGAGAAGACGUUUGUUUAUUCAUCUGACUUUAAAGCCCAUCAGAGAGUUCAUACUGGAGAGAAACCUUACAAAUGCGCUCAUUGUGAGAUGUUUUCUCAGUCAGGUUCCUUAAAAGCCCAUGAGAGACUUCAUACUGGAGAGAAACCUUACGUCUGCUUGAUCUGUGAGAAGAAAUUCACUCAUGCCAAAAGUCUUCAAAAUCAUCAGAAGGAACAUACUGAUGAACAAAUAGACUGAAAUCAUCAUAGCAUCUAAAAGACUUUCAGACUGACCGUGUGGUCCUAUUCUGCAUGCUAUAGCAUGCUAUGAAAACAAUAGCUUUUAUUAUUAAUGACUUUACAUUGACCUCGGUUAGUUGCGACGAAAAGCGAAUGUUAUUUUUUUUUGACCAUUGUGUCAAAUUUCCCCUCUUUUUUCCUGGUUGACCAAUGAGAUCUGAGCAUUACUUCACGUUCCCGGAGCUGCUGUUAAUCUACAGCACAGCGUGUCAGGUUGUUCUUUGUUUGUGUCAUGCAUUUAAAAUCCUUAAAUGCACGAUUUGUUGAUUAUCCUUUACAUAUUCAUUUAUUUUAUCAUUCACCUUUAUUUUAAUUAAUAUGUUUUAUUACACUGCUCUCUAAAAUACUAGAUUCUGAUUGGCCAGUCAUGACAUUCCAAGGUUCGUUCUUUUCAAAUAACUACCGCUCAAAGCAAAUAACAUACGGUUACACGGAUGCUCCGAAUCAUUUUGACAGAUACAAUUUAACAAAUUCCAGCAUUAUAAGUGAUUAAACCAAGUAUUGCGCUCGUGACAUUUGAUGGUCUUAUCUUAAAACCAAAAGUAAACGCGUUUUUCUCAUGAAAGGUAUGCAUUCUUAAAAAAUUGGCAAAUGAAAUAUAUUUCAAGUCAAUAUAAAAUGUUCCUUUUCAGACUUAUGAGGUAAAUAGCCGUGUAAUAAGCGGGAUAGUGUACACAGGCAGGUUGUUAUCGCAAAAUAAGCCCCUUCAGUGUGAUACAUGAUCAGAGUAUCGGGAGUUAUUUCUGCAACCUGCUUCCUAUACAUUUUCCCUUACAUAUUUUAUUCUAUCUGGUUAUUCUAUUCUUCAUUAUUUUUCUUAAUAUUAUUGAAAUCUUAUGUUGCCGCUGUAUUGUCUUUAAAUGCUGAUUUGAGUCUCCGAUGGACUAGAUCGCAAGGUUUUUAUUAACCUCAUUAUAAUGUUGUAAAACAUUAAGUGUCCACUCUCUGUUUGAUAUAAUAACACCUCCUUAAUCUGCUUCUAGUCAGACAAAGUUACUCAGAGCAUUGACAGUGCAACUAAAACUAUUCAAUAAAGCAUCUUUAUUUGAUUCAACAUCA